This is a messenger RNA of Zophobas morio, 1088 nucleotides long. RefSeq names its product methylosome protein WDR77-like. Bases 96 to 1073 code for a protein of 325 amino acids. The record is from RefSeq and is a predicted model, not a curated record. Lineage: Eukaryota; Metazoa; Arthropoda; Insecta; Coleoptera; Tenebrionidae. Gene Ontology annotation, molecular function: protein binding. The transcript has 4 exons. Gene Ontology annotation, cellular component: methylosome. Gene Ontology annotation, biological process: oocyte axis specification.
UUGAAGGCGCACAUGUGAUUUCGACAAAGUGACACUUUUGUCCCUAGAACGUAACCUCAAACAACCAAAUUUAAAUGUACUAACGAAAAACGACAAUGUUGGAAGUGCAACAAAACACGGUUGUGUACCCACCGAAUAAAGCGCUAGAGCGAAAAAUCGAGCUUUCGACAACCCCAGUCGUCUACGACCAUCUACUUUUUUUAGAUUUUAACGAAAAAGGGGAGUCCAUUUUGGGCUCGUCGAACCUCAACGGAACCUUAUGGGAGGGAACCGUCCUCUUUUUUAAUAACGAAGAGAACUUGCAGCUGCUUAAAUACAACAGAAGCUUGAUUGGGUCUACGGUAUCCGACGGAAAAUUUAUCAACGACAACACUUUUGCUCUAGCCGAAGACACCGGACUUCUAAACAUCCUGUCACUAUCUCGCGAAAACUCGAAAGUCGAAUCCGCCACUUAUUUCCGAGAAAGCGACCGCAUUCCUAAAAUCGCCGUUUGGAAAAACAGCCCCCAAGUAUUAUCGUGCUCAAGCAAAUCAGUGACCGUGUGGGACCUCAAUAGCACCCUUAGAAAACCUCUGCACCAAUUCCAAGACUACCACACAGAACUGGUAAACUAUGUUGAUACUUUGAGAGCGGACCCCAACAUCUUCGUAUCGGCGUCUCUUGACCGAAAAUGUUGUCUUUGGGACACCAGAAAUCCGAAUCCAGCGUCAGUGUUGUACAAUAACGAGUUCUGCUCUAUUACCAGCGUCGCCUGCAACCAACACAACUCCAACUACGUCGUCGCGGGGACCGAAGGGGGCGACAUUUACCUUCUCGAUAAGCGCGAGCCGAAAGAAUUUAUUUCCGUGGCCAGUUGCAACUGCUACAUUUAUAGAAUAGUGUUCGACGAUUCCAACAAAUUGGCCGUCUGUGGCGACUUGAAUAAGGUUUUAGUUUUUAAAUGCGAAGACGAGAUUCUUAAUAAUGCCUACUGUAAUGAUAAGCAUUGUGGGAUUGUGAGGGGCUUGGCCUGGUAUAACGAAACUUUAUACUCUUGUGGCUUUGACAAACAAGUCGUCAAACAUUUAUUAUAAAAACAUUCGUACAAA